Messenger RNA from Podarcis muralis (Common wall lizard), 1831 nucleotides. Its product is annotated as retinol dehydrogenase 8-like. Lineage: Eukaryota; Metazoa; Chordata; Lepidosauria; Squamata; Lacertidae. Gene Ontology annotation, biological process: estrogen biosynthetic process. The record is from RefSeq and is a predicted model, not a curated record. Gene Ontology annotation, cellular component: cytosol; cytoplasm. Gene Ontology annotation, molecular function: estradiol 17-beta-dehydrogenase [NAD(P)+] activity.
UUGAGACUCCUGAAGGGGAGUGAAAGGCGGGAUAUCAAAUCCAAACUCCUCCUCUUCUUCUUCUAGAUGCUGAAUGUGAAGUGUUAGAUAGCGCAUGUUUAAAUUGGGAAGACCAAGAAACCCCAGCCUGGCCUGCCUCCACCAUACAUUCUUUGAUAGCCUUGACAGUGUCUCCCUGCUCCCUUGAUAUGUUUCUGCUAGUCCUUCAGUGUCCAAGCAGCCAUCAACCCCAGUACUGCCUGAAACAAAGGGUAGCUUCAGCAAGAAUGUAAUUUGGCCACAAUGAUUGUGCCCAACAAUGAUAGUUACCUGUUUAAAUUAUGAUAACCCACCUUUCGUAUUUUGUUGUUCAAAUUUUCAGUUUAAAAACUGCUGAAACCUUGAGGCCUAACUUCCCUACAAUGCAUCAUCAAGCCAGAUUAUGCAACCUUUAUAUAUAACCAUGCCCAAACGUCUAUUUUUGUUUAUUGCUGUCCAUACGGAGAUUAUCUUCUUAGCUCUGUAAUGCACAGGUAUGCACCUUUAGAUUUGCUGACACCUAAAGUCCUGUGGAUAAAAGCAUCCAGGGGUGUAUUAAGCUUUUGUCCUGCAAAGCUACCAGACUAGCCAAAGACUGUCUAAGGGAAACCUUGCAGCGCAUCUGCUACCAUCCACAAUGGCUCAGAAAACAGUGCUCAUCACAGGUUGCUCCUCAGGAAUUGGGCUGGCGUUGGCUGUAAAAAUGGCCACUGAUGAACAGAAAAGAUUCAAAGUUUAUGCUACAAUGCGGGAUCUGGCCAAACAGGAUAAACUGAUAGAAGCUGCAGGCAAUACUGUAGGAAACACCUUAGAGAUUAAACAGCUGGAUGUGUGCAGUGAUGAAUCAAUUAAAAUGUGUGUCAGUAGCAUCCCAGGAAGGCGUAUUGAUGUCCUAGUUAGCAAUGCCGGCAUGGGACUCAUUGGACCUAUUGAAUGCCAGACCAUCAAAGAGAUGCAAAACGUGAUGGAUACAAACUUCUUUGGGCUGGUCCGCCUGCUGAAGGAGAUUUUACCCGACAUGAAGAAGAGAAAAAGCGGCCAUAUUGUGAUUAUCAGCAGUGUCAUGGGAAUACAAGGGAUUUUGUUUAAUGAUGUUUAUGCUGCAUCUAAAUUUGCGGUGGAAGGAUUCUGUGAAAGUUUAGCCAUACAAGCGCUCAAGUUUAAACUUAAUCUAAGUUUAAUAGAACCAGGGCCCGUGGUUACAGAGUUUGAAAGAAAAGUGUUUGAAGAUGGGAUGAACAUGGAUCUUUCAGCUGCAGAUAAAGAAACAGCAGACAUGUUUGUAAAUAUUUACCUGAAAAAUUACAAGCAAAUUUUCCAGACCCUGGGACAAACAGCUGAAGACAUAGCAGAGCAUACAGUGAAGAUAAUUCUGGCCGAAAAUCCUCCUUUUCGCCACCAGACCAACACAUUAUACACUCCAAUUACAACACUGAAAUAUGCUGAUCCAAAUGGAGACCUGCCUAUUGAUACCUUCUACAAAAUGGUUUUUCAGCAUGAUAAGGUUUUCAGUGCGAGUCUUAACUUCAUUAAAAUGCUGCGUUGGAAAAGCAGAAAAAGCUUUGACUUGGGAGGAGGAAGAUCCUCCCAAUGAGCAAAUGGGUGAUUUCAGCUGCCAUGUGGGCUAUUUCACACACUUUCAUGUUUCCUUAUGUGUAAGCGCUUGUGUGGGAUGGGAGACAUCUGAAAUAGCCCUGACUGAAGCUACAGCCCUAUACACAAUCCUUACUUGGGGGCAAGUCCAACUGAAGUUGGUGGGGCUUACUUCUUUUUUAAAAUAAUAUUUAUUAAGUUUUCCAAUUUAACAAUCCAA